UUAAGAACAUAAAGGGAUCUUGACACCAAAAAGUUUGAGAACUGCUGCAUUAUUGCAACUAGUAAUUUAAAUAUCAUUCUUAGAGUUUUACAUUAUUAAAUUGAAGUUAAACAAACACAAGCUUUCUAAACCAAACAACUAGAGUAAAAACAUUAAUUUGAAGUUUUUUUUUUCCCAAUGAGAAAAAUCAUAGACUGUCACCUUUACCAUUUAUUUACUUGUGUCUCCUAGCCCUUUCCACAAAGAAUAACCAAUUCUUUAAAAUUGGGAAGUAUAUUAAAUUAUUACCUUUAAAAUUAAAAUAUAUUAAACUUUGUAGCAAAGGAAUGCAAAUUAAAGUCAAAUAACCCCCCUGUGUUUUUAUCCAUCAUAUUGACAAUAGUUUAAGUAUUGUGGGUCGUUGCAAAUGACAUUAAAUGUCCAUGCAGGUGUUCUGUUGCUAACAGUAUAAACUGAAAAAAUCUUCUGCAGGACAGUUGGCAUUAUGAUGUCAAAUGCUUGGAAAGUCUAUGUUUCUUUUGAUAGAAUUCAGUUCUUGGUAGAAAAUUUAAGGAUGGGACCAAAGAUUCAGUUAUAAGGAUAUUUGAAUCAUAUCCUGUGAUUGUGUAGCAGUUCUCAAACCUUACACUUUUUUUUCCCCCAAGCUUCAUGCUCUUUGUAUCAUCUUUAUACUAUUAAAAUUGAGGCUCCCAAAGAGCUUUGGUUCAUGUGGGUUACAUUUACCAAUAUUAACCAGUGUUAGAAAUUAAAACAGAAACUUGAAAAAUAUUAAUGUAUUUAUUUACAAAUAAUACGCCCAUUACAUGUUAACAUAAUUAUUGUUAUGAAGGACAAGUUUGAGCCAGGUACAGUGACCCAAGCCCAGCUACUUGAGAACCUGAGGCAGGAGGAUUGUUUGAGCCCAGGAGUUCAAGUCCAACCUGGGCAACAUAGCAGGACCCUGUUUUUUUUGAAAAAACACAGUGCAAAAAAAGACAAAUACGUUUUCCAAAACAAAAGCUGUACCGAGAAGGGUGUAAAUCUUUUAUCUUUGACUUCACAGAAGACAGCUAUAUUCUCAUAUCUGCUUUUGCAUGAAAUCUGUUAGAAUAUGUUGCUUUAGUUGAAGAAUAUGAAGAAAAUUCGGCCUCACACAGAUGUCUAGUUGCAAAAAGUAGAUGUAUUUUAAUGUCCACUUCAGAUAAUUGUGGAUAUUCUUUGAUACUACACCAAAGCUCAUCAACAAAUGCUAGUUUUUUAAAGGUUAGAACAAUGGGAUUCUGAAAACCUAUGAAUGAACUUUUUGUCCCCUGUAACAUUAACAUCCAUGGGUCUGUCUUGUACUUUGAAUGGAUUGAUUUUUUUUUUAACCUAAGCAAGAUUUUGUAACAUCAUGCAUGAGUCAUUUGUGUAUUGCAAAUGUUGACAUAGUAUCAGAAUCACACCAGUCUCAUCGGAAAAGCCUUUUAAAUGCAUUGAGAAGCCAACAGAGUCAAAGCAGUAGAUACAAGUUUUCUAAAAUUCUGAUUUUCAAUUGAAAGCUUGCAUUUUAUAAUUGGUGACAAUUGCUGUUGUUUUCCUUGACGUGAUGGGCAUGCUUUAUUCAGUUUUGGAAAAAUUUCUGCCAGAUAUCCAAUUCUGAAUAAUAAUUAGUUCUUUUAAGUAAAAUUACAUUCAUGAAAGCAGCAGCUAGUUUUAAGCUCACACGUCGAAGAAUAAUAGCAUAAAUGCUUUUUCUCAAGACAACAAUGCUAUUUCUGUUUAUGCCAGAAGUAGUACUUUAUUUGUACCUCCCAUUUUAUCACUCAGAAUAUUAAAAACAUGUAUUUAAUGGUUGAGAUUCAAGAAAAUAGUUUUUACUCUUCUUCAAAGACAUUCUUAAGUGAAGUCACCUUUUUAAAAUGUGAGUGCCCAGUGGUAAGGAGUAGACUCGUGGCUUGAUGGUGCAGCCUUGGUCAGGGCAGAGACAUUUGCAGUUUCAUCCUCUUUUGCUUUUGCAUCAUCAGGGCAAGUGUCAACACAGUGGAAAAGCCGAAUAAUACCUUGCCAUCAUUAUGAAAAGAGUUGUGACCUCAGGAGCCCCCUGAAAGGGUCUCUGGAUCCUUUGUGGGUCUGAGGAUUACAUUUUGUGAAUCACUGUUAAUAGAGCAACAUUAGAAACAAUACAAAUGUCUAAAAAUUAGGGGUGGAUUAAAUAAAUGUUAUAUGGCAGAAAUAUAAUUUUAUUAAAGUUUAUGUUAAAUAUAAGGUUAUAACACAAUAUUUUUCUGUUUUUGGCACCUCUCUAAUGAGGAAAUCAGCAUUCUUCAAAGAAAAUAAAGGCGUUGGUUCUGAGCCUCAGUGCUUCCAUUUAGUUGAUGCCUUUGUGAUUAAGAAAAGGGAAGUUGAAAGGCAGAAGGUGGCAGUUACUGUCUUCUCCAGUAGGCUAAGGGAUGUUUGUACAGCAAUUUUAUUUUUACAGUAAAAGGAAUUGGCAGUGGUAUCAAUCAUUUUUAGAUACUUUAUAAUAAUAAUAAUAUGUGGAAUGUGCCUUCGAAUGAAAUUCCUCCAGUAGACUCAAUUUCUCUUUAGGCAUUUUCUGAUUUACAUUUUCCCGUUGUGUUCUUAAUUGAGAGAGCUUUCAGUUGCUGCAUAUUAUUUAGCUUCAGACUGAAUUAAAGAAAUGAGUUAUAAGCAGGUUAGAAGGCUACUGUUGAGUCCCUUGGGCUUCCUGCUAAGACCUCCACACAGGGCGUUCCUGAGGUGUAUUAUCUGUGCUCUGCAGCAGGGAGGAACCCUUUUUGUGAGCGGCAUCAUUGAAGAUUGGCUGCUUUGUGCAUUUGAGGCCAAGAAGCUUGAGAGAAGAAAAAUUUCAGGAAAAUUGUCUCAAUUUGACUAGAAUAUCAACGAACCAGGAAAAUUGAAGCACCUUCCCUGAAGAAAACUUGGGUGUACAGUAACUCCACAGACAGAGCUGAGGGUUUUUUACCCAAAUCAGUCACUGGAUUUUGCUGCCUGAUACAUGAAUCUGUUUGGAAUUUUUCUCAUGUGGAUCUAAGGGGAAUGCUUUAUUAUGGCCGCUGUUGUCCAACAGAACGACCUAGUAUUUGAAUUUGCUAGUAACGUCAUGGAGGAUGAACGACAGCUUGGCGAUCCAGCUAUUUUUCCUGCUGUAAUUGUGGAACAUGUUCCUGGUGCUGAUAUUCUCAAUAGUUAUGCCGGUCUAGCCUGUGUGGAAGAGCCCAAUGACAUGAUUACUGAGAGUUCACUGGAUGUUGCUGAAGAAGAAAUCAUAGACGACGAUGAUGAUGACAUCACCCUUACAGUUGAAGCUUCUUGUCAUGACGGGGAUGAAACAAUUGAAACUAUUGAGGCUGCUGAGGCACUCCUCAAUAUGGAUUCUCCUGGCCCUAUGCUGGAUGAAAAACGAAUAAAUAAUAAUAUAUUCAGUUCACCUGAAGAUGACAUGGUUGUUGCCCCAGUCACCCAUGUAUCCGUCACAUUAGAUGGGAUUCCUGAAGUGAUGGAAACACAGCAGGUGCAAGAAAAAUACGCAGACUCACCGGGAGCCUCAUCACCAGAACAGCCCAAGAGGAAAAAAGGGAGAAAAACGAAACCACCACGACCAGAUUCCCCAGCCACUACGCCAAACAUAUCUGUAAAGAAGAAAAACAAAGAUGGAAAGGGAAACACAAUUUAUCUUUGGGAGUUUUUACUGGCACUGCUCCAGGACAAGGCUACUUGUCCUAAAUACAUCAAGUGGACCCAGCGAGAGAAAGGCAUUUUUAAAUUGGUGGAUUCUAAAGCAGUGUCCAGGUUGUGGGGGAAGCACAAAAACAAACCUGACAUGAAUUAUGAGACCAUGGGAAGAGCACUCAGGUACUAUUACCAAAGGGGUAUUCUGGCAAAAGUGGAAGGUCAGCGCCUGGUGUAUCAGUUUAAAGAAAUGCCAAAAGAUCUUAUAUAUAUAAAUGAUGAGGAUCCAAGUUCCAGCAUAGAGUCUUCAGAUCCAUCACUAUCUUCAUCAGCCACUUCAAAUAGGAAUCAAGCCAGCCGGUCGAGAGUCUCUUCAAGUCCAGGGGUAAAAGGAGGAGCCACUACAGUUCUAAAACCAGGGAAUUCUAAAGCUGCAAAACCCAAAGAUCCUGUGGAAGUUGCACAGCCAUCGGAAGUUUUGAGGACAGUGCAGCCCACGCAGUCUCCAUAUCCUACCCAGCUCUUCCGGACUGUUCAUGUAGUACAGCCAGUACAGGCUGUCCCAGAGGGAGAAGCAGCUAGAACCACCAGUACCAUGCAGGAUGAAACAUUAAAUUCUUCUGUUCAGAGUAUUAGGACUAUACAGGCUCCAACCCAAGUUCCAGUGGUUGUGUCUCCUAGGAAUCAGCAGUUGCAUACAGUAACACUCCAAACAGUGCCACUCACAACAGUUAUAGCCAGCACAGAUCCAUCGGCAGGUACUGGAUCUCAGAAGUUUAUUUUGCAAGCCAUUCCAUCAUCACAGCCCAUGACAGUACUGAAAGAAAAUGUCAUGCUACAGUCACAAAAGGCAGGCUCUCCUCCUUCAAUUGUCUUGGGCCCUGCCCAGGUUCAGCAGGUCCUUACUAGCAAUGUUCAGACCAUUUGCAAUGGAACCGUCAGUGUGGCUUCCUCUCCAUCCUUCAAUGCUACUGCACCUGUGGUGACCUUUUCUCCUCGCAGUUCACAGCUGGUUGCUCACCCACCUGGCACUGUAAUCACUUCAGUUAUCAAAACUCAAGAAACAAAAACUCUUACUCAGGAAGUAGAGAAAAAGGAAUCUGAAGAUCAUUUGAAAGAGAACACUGAGAAAACAGAGCAGCAGCCACAGCCUUAUGUGAUGGUAGUGUCCAGUUCCAAUGGAUUUACUUCUCAGGUAGCUAUGAAACAAAACGAACUGCUGGAACCCAACUCUUUUUAGUUAAUAUACCAAAGCUUGUGGAUGAUUGUUUGUUAAUUGAACAUUUUCAAUUAUAUGCAAACUGAUUGAUUCUAAGAUAAAGUCUAAGGAGGUUUCUAAUUUUGUAAUUGUUAAAGAUAGAGUUAAUUUUGGUUUUGUUAGAUGAGGGAGGAAAACUCAACUGUUUCUCUUUGUUAUCUAAAUGUUUCAGAAUUCAGUCGUGAAGGAACAGGCAUUUUACACUAUGAAGACAUUCUUUUGAGAUUCUUUUUUCAGUUGCUAUAUCAUAAGCAUUUUUAAAGUUUCUUUUCUAAUUUUACAUUGUAUUAGAUUUUCUGAUUCUUUUGUAAAUACAGAACUUAAAUAGAAGGCAACAGGAAAUUUAUAUAGGAACUAUUUUCAUUCCACUUGUAUAAGUUAAGUCUUGACUCUUUCAAAUGCAAAAAACCUAUUUUAUGCUUUGUUAAAAUUAUGGUGUCACUUAGAUUGACUUUAGUUGGCUGUACUAUAUAAUAUAGAACUAUGAAUAUGUAAAAUAACAUGAAAAAUUGGAGGUGCUGGUGGUGUGGCUGACCCUGUUUCAGAAGCAGGAUAGUGUAAAAGCAUCAGCCUAAGAAUGGCACUCCCACUAACUCGCUAUGUAAUCUUGACCUCUUUGGGCUUUAGUUCUUCUCAUAAAAGGAAGAGAUGUGUUGGACUAGACUAGAUGAUCACCACUGUCUCUUCUAGUUCUAAUCUUUUUAAUUCUAAUACCUGUAUUUUCAAGUUAUGUCAAUUAAAUCAUUAUCAGGUUAUUUCCUAAUGUAAGAAUAGCUGAAAUGUUGCAGAGAAAUAAGUGACCCAACAAAAUUUAUUCAUCUAUGAUGGGUAAGAUUUGCCAUAAAUUCUUCCUAAAUAAUUUGUUUACUAACUCUUUAGGCCACUGAGCUUUGCGGUCCAUUAGUAAACUUGUGUUGCUAAGUGCUAAACAGAAUACUGCUAUUUUGAGAGAGUCAAGACUCUUUCUUAAGGGCCAAGAAAGCAACUUGAGCCUUGGACUAAUCUGGCUGAGUAGUCAGUUAUAAAAGCGUAAUUGCUUUAUAUUUUGGAUCAUUUUUUAUUGGGGGUGGACUUGGGGGGUUGCAUACAAAGAUAACAUAUAUAUCCAAGUUUCUGAAAUGAAAUGUUUUUAGAUUACUUUUUCAACUGUAAAUAAUGUACAUUUAAUGUCACAAAAAAAUUGUCUUCUGCAAAUUUUCUAGUAUAACAGAAAUUUUUGUAGAUGAAAUCAUUAUGUUUAGAGGUCUAAUGUUAUGUUUUCAUAUUACAGAGUGAAUUUGUAUUUAAACAAAAAUUUAAAUUUUGGAAUCCUCUAAACAAUUUUGUAUCUUUAAUUGGUUUAUUAUUAAAUAAAUCAUAUAAAAAUUCUC
Molecule: messenger RNA, 6282 nt
Organism: Cercocebus atys (sooty mangabey)
Lineage: Eukaryota; Metazoa; Chordata; Mammalia; Primates; Cercopithecidae
Gene: ELF1
Product: E74-like factor 1 (ets domain transcription factor)
Exons: 9
Coding region: 3032-4894 (620 amino acids)
Biological process (GO): regulation of transcription by RNA polymerase II; cell differentiation
Cellular component (GO): nucleus
Molecular function (GO): DNA-binding transcription factor activity, RNA polymerase II-specific; sequence-specific DNA binding
Source: RefSeq, a predicted model, not a curated record